Ylistrum balloti is the source of this 825-nucleotide messenger RNA. RefSeq names its product cadherin-87A-like. NCBI's taxonomy places the organism in Eukaryota, Metazoa, Mollusca, Bivalvia, Pectinida, Pectinidae. The coding region runs from base 1 to 825 and encodes 274 amino acids. Gene Ontology annotation, cellular component: adherens junction; plasma membrane; catenin complex. Gene Ontology annotation, molecular function: cadherin binding; calcium ion binding. The record is from RefSeq and is a predicted model, not a curated record. The transcript is spliced from 6 exons. Gene Ontology annotation, biological process: multicellular organism development; adherens junction organization; homophilic cell-cell adhesion.
AUGGAAAUUGUCAUGGUUAUACUGGGACUCCUAGCCUCCAUUUUCAAGACAGUGCAUACGACAGAUCCGUGUUCCAUCCCACUGACAGGAUACGAAAGCUUUAUAACAGAUGUCCCCGAGGAUACACCUGUAGGUUCUGUGCUGGGAAGGCUGAAGGUAUCAGGGGGACUGGAAGAGGUCGAUCUUACCCAACAACCAAACGAUUAUCUCUUACUCGAUCGAUCUAGCCGAAAUAUCACACUGCAGAAGGCACUUGACACAGACAAGGGAACCAGCACAAUCAUUCUUAUGGUCGACUGUAGCAUCAGACAAGAAGUCGAGUCGCCCUCGAUCCCCUUGAUGGUCAGGGUUAUUCUAGAAGAUGUAAACGACAAUCCGCCAAUCUUCUCAAGUUCCAGUUACUCCACAAACGUAACUGAAGACACUAAGUUGGGAACAAUCAUUUUCCGGGACACCAUAGCAACCGACGCCGACCAGAAAGGAGGCGGAAAUGACCAGAUAUCGUACCGAAUCCUCCCUGGCCCGUAUUCAGACUACUUCGACAUUUCGUACCCAUUGUAUCCCGAUAUAAAAAUAAGAAAAUCACUUGAUUUCGAGACACUUAACAUGAUCACAGUAGCUAUAGAGGCUAAGGAUAAUCCAGUCCGUGGAGUGAGCAUGAGUAGUAGCACCACCUUAACGAUUAGUGUAAUUGACACCGAUGAUUUAAUUCCAAAGUUCACCAGAGAUUACUAUACAGGGACUGUCAAUAUCAAUGCAACAAGGGUAAGUAUAAACAGUACUUACAGAACGUAUGAUGCAGCAAACAUCUUUCUGAUUUCUUAA